UGGGCUACUCCCAGAAUAGCAGCGUGUAAUGGGGAGCCUCAGAGGAAAAAAGAUGGCUGAAGGAGUUUCACCUAUAAUUCGGCAAAUAAGUAAGGAGUGCAGGCAAUCCGGAACUUCAUCUGCAGGUAUUAAUCUCAAAGAAGUCGGGGACCUUUUAAUUUACGAUCGGCAUGGCUUCCCUAUCCCAUUCAAGAGCCUGUAUCAAGACGGGAAGUCGGUCAUAAUUUUCGUUCGGCGUGAAGAAAACGGACUCAUCUCUCACAUGUUCCUGCAGAAUUUUUUAUGCUACAGCUGUAAAGAGUACGUGGAUGAUUUGAGCAAAGUUCCCAGAGGAGUUCUGAGGGAUGCCGGAGUUCGGCUCAUUGUGAUUGGUCAGUCUGCUCAUCACCACAUAGAGCCUUUCUGCUUGCUGACGGGGUAUCCUCAUGAAAUGUAUGUGGAUCCAGAGAGGCGCAUUUACCAAAAACUUGGAAUGAAAAGAGAUGAGAAAUUCACAGAUUCUGCACACCCCAGCCCUCAUGUUAAGUCUGGCUUGUUUCUGGGCCAGAUGAAGAGCAUAUGGAGGGCCAUGACGAGUCCCAUGUUUGACUUUCAGGGCGACAUGUAUCAGCAAGGCGGAGCCAUCAUCGCAGGACCUGGGCCUCAUGUUCACUUUUGGCAUUUUGACAUGAACCGUCUGGAUCACAUGCCCAUCGAUUGGCUCCUUCAGCUCGCCGGAGUUGAACAGACACUGGACUUCAGCGAUACACCAAAAGUUAUCCAUGUAUAGCAAUCUCUCUGCCAGGGUGAGAUUUUUAGACAGGCGCCGGGUUGUUUGGUGUGCCCAAUCAUAAUUUGGAAUCUGUGGAUUUUUAAUGAGCAGUGCCUGGUGGUUUCAUUCAGGGAAAUGUUGAUCUAGCCCGGCAUUGCCAGGCGAACGGACGCUUGAGUUUAAGAAACUUCAAUUUGGGGUAUUCCUGAACUAGAUUGUUAUUCCUGAACUAAAUUCACAACAGAGUGGCUUGUUCUAACUCCCACACUGAGUCAUAACAGCGCCUUUUCGGGAACCCCUGAAGACAGAUAACAGACAUGUGAAAUUGUACAAUUUGACCUGGACCAUGACUUCUCCAAACUGCAACUGAGUAGUUUUUGUGCUCACAGAAGGAAACUGUAAGUAUAUUGGUUUUACCCACAAACAAAGUACGUUUGUUGGCCUGGAACAUUUAGCUUUUCUGUUGAAUUCGAGCUAUGCCAAAGGACACUAAAGCCCUCUCUCAUUUUAUAAAAAAGUCCCACCAACACUCAAAACAGGCUUUUUUUUUCACUGAGAGAGGCAACUGCAGGAAUUCUUUGGGUCGAAUAUGUAUGAAGUAUUCAUCUAUGACAGAGAGUUCUUACCGGCAUUGAUCAAAAGUAAACUCCUGGUAUCUUACUUUGAGGAAACUAACAGAAUUCUAGACUAUACAAACAAAGAGAUGUAGUGAUUCAAUCUUUAGGGUCUGUAUUGGAACUAUUAGCUCAGUCUUUCCUGUUUGGUCUCACUCAUCAGAAAUAUUGGCCCUCUUUAAAAGUCACCUAACACUUUCCAAUAGAAAUCAUCCCUGUUUAUAGAAUGUGAUAUGUUUGGUAGCAGAGAAGUGGGGGGAAACAUUUUGCAUUAAAAAAAAUAAGAUAGUCAGUUGCCUUGUUGUAAAUUUUGUGAUUUUGUGAUAGAUUUUGAUGUAUAGAUGAGCUGUCAAAUCCUCAGAUAUUAUGAUACACAUACUGAUGAUCACAAUUUUUCAGUUUAGUCUCAAACUCUUAAAUCCCACUGCAUACUAUUUGGUUACUAUUUUUCCAUUCAUUUUUA
Molecule: messenger RNA, 1828 nt
Organism: Menidia menidia (Atlantic silverside)
Lineage: Eukaryota; Metazoa; Chordata; Actinopteri; Atheriniformes; Atherinopsidae
Source: the annotation of a GenBank genome assembly